Messenger RNA from Pseudocercospora fijiensis CIRAD86, 2880 nucleotides. RefSeq lists its product as uncharacterized. The record is from RefSeq and is a predicted model, not a curated record. NCBI's taxonomy places the organism in Eukaryota, Fungi, Ascomycota, Dothideomycetes, Mycosphaerellales, Mycosphaerellaceae. The transcript is spliced from 2 exons. The annotation marks the transcript as partial.
AGGCCACCUGCCGCCAGGCGAGCAGCAUCAGCGGGACAUAUGCAGUCCGCGGGGCCAUCGUCAGCGACUAUAGCGCCAAUUGGACGUGCUUCGCCGGAUAACCACUGGCAACCUGGUAUGCCUCUACCCGGGCCCCCACCAAACCCUCCUCUGCCCGGAGUGCGGUCACAAAGUCUGAACCGACCACUUGGUGGCUCAAGUUCGAGCAUCGAAGCCUCAGAUCGGCCACUCGGUCCUCCAAGAUCGAGAAGAACUGUCGCAGCUCCAAGUCUUGGUCCAGUGCCGCCGACUCCAGCUGGCUGGGUGGAACAUGAUGCUUCGAGUGGAGAGCCCGAGCCCCCUUUACCGCAGCAGCAGUUUCCCCAAUCAGCUGCAGAUUAUCAGCCUCUGCGCAUUGACACUGGUAGUUCGCCACAAACCGCUUCUCGCGAGAACUCUCUCGCUCGUCGCCCCGCGAAAAGAGAUACGAGUUCUCAAGGCAUCAGAGAGAGAAGAUCUAGGAGUCGCGCAGCGAAGGGGACUUUGGACGAGGACGACUCGAAGCCUGCUAACCUUAUUUUCGAUCCUCUUGAAGGAUCGAUUAGCCGUAGACGUGAACACAUGAGGACUGCAUCAGGUAUCAACUCGCCCUCCUCAGCAUCGAGCCUCCCAGCACAACAAAGUCAAGUGGCGCCGAACAACGCUUCAAACAUUCUCACGCCUCCAUACACGCCAGCUAUCGGGAAGCAAACAGGCGCGACAGCACCGAAGCCGGCCAUGAAGGUUCCAGGUAGUGCCUCAAGUGAUAGGCCAAUUUCUCACAUCCUACACACGCCCAAUGAAGAUACGACCAUGCCAGCUCCACUCACUCCAGUAAGAGUAGCUCCAAGCGGCUCGGCACAACCAAAGCUCAAUGCGUUUGCUCUCGAUGCUAUCAAGCGACAUCGUGCUUUUGUUGAGCAAGAAAUUGCUGCUUCGACCGAUGAAGAACGUUUGGAACUCUUUGCCAAUUUCAUGGUGCAUGAGUCUCGAUUGAGACGUGAUCGCUACUCGACCGCGUACAAUGCUAUGGCUGGCGAUAUCCUCGAUUUGACGCGAGACAUGUGGCGUUCGUUCGGCAAAGAAGGCCGACGUGCCGCAACUCCCAGCACCUCCAUGCCUUCGAUUGACCCAUCAGUGCCUGCCAUGGACUUUGGCGACAGCUUCGAGCGUAGUGACACGCGUCAAUGGGCUGAAUCUUUCAAACCUAGUCUUUCGCCGAUCCCGUCAAUGGCAGUCAGCACAGUGCCCGACGAAGGUAGCUCUCGUGGUCGACAGCCAAGUAGGUGGUUCGAGCAGAGCAACUCCGGUGGAGGCUCCAUUGGACGUCCAGACAGAAUGGAGAAGACAAGGCGCGAGACCAAGUACAUGGGCAUCAAUCCUGCAGAUCUACAGGGACUCGUCUCGCCUACGACUGAGCAGCAGACGCCCAUACCCGGGCCCAGCGGUGAUAACACCGGAUUGCCAGAUUACAGUGGCUAUGGGCCAGGUCAAUAUCCGCCCGAGAAGGUUGGGUGGCAUGAGAGCAUUGACUUGGAUACGCCAAUGCAAACACCACAUCGCGCAGUCGAGCGUAAAGCUUCUACGCCAGGCGUGGCGCCCUUGAAUGUGUCACGCCUGGUGACAUUGCCGCCACCCUACCCUCGACACCAUCCGGCGGUCAACAAUAGCCAUCCUGUACUUGCAGAGCUGCGGACUCAGCAUCGGCUGUUGGCUGACCACUCGGAGAUCCAGAAGAUCAAAGACUCAUAUCUCGACCAAGACUUUACUCUUGCUCGCGAACAACAGGAAAGCGCCAAAAAGCGACGAACGAAACUGCGAAUGAACAUUCAAAACCAAAUCGCUGAAGGUACCAUAUCUUUCGCCGAUGCGGCCAAGGCUGAAGCAGACUUCGAUAUUGACGAAGCCGAGCGUGGUAAGGCGACUGCUCGAUCUAACUUCGACGUUUUUGAGGCUGCAGUAUCACAUCCACUCAAUGCGCUGUUGACUGAGCGUCUGGAGAAAGCCGGUUCAAGCAUCACCCAGUUAAGACUCGAUCUUGAGAGCGGCCAUGAUUCGAACGAUCCAAACCGAGCUCAAGUGGAGGGUGACGAGCACCCAGAGCGAUUGGAGAAGUUGACUUUGCUGAAGUGGCUCUUUGAAGCACGUGAGCAACUGCACAAGGAGAUGUUUGACUUGCACGCCAUGAGGACCGAGAAGUAUUCAGAAGUGAUCUUGACACCGUAUCGAAUCUCGAAAGCGCAAGGGAAGAUCGACGAGGCGACAAAAUUUUUCAAGAAAGACAGCAUCGAACGCCAAAUGACGUACGCGAAGGAAUCAUUGAAGCGAUAUGAGCAUCUGCAAGGCAUCAUGGAGACGAACGUGUCACGUGGCGUCGAGGAUCAGCUCUCCGCUUUCUGGGACAUCGCUCCUGGCUUGCUGGAAGUCCUCCAGCAGAUCCCGGGAGAAAUGCUGGGUUUCGAAGUCCAAGUUCCCUUGCAGGAGUAUGACGAGAAUCCGUCAUAUCAUGACCACCCCCUGCAAUACCUCUACAGCCUGCUAGGGCAUGCGGAAAAGAGUGCUUACCAGUUCAUCGAAUCCCAAGUCAACCUGCUGUGUUUGCUUCACGAGGUACGCACGGCGACCACGAAAAGCCGACUGAGACUACUAGAGCUCGAGAGCGUGGCUGCUAGUCCAAAUUCUGCAGUCGCCUUGGAAGAAAUGGCUCAUGCUAAGAGGGAGGCGGAAGAUCACCUUACCCAGGAUCUCAAAGAAAAAGUCGGCGAAGUUGAGAACCAAUGGCAAGAGGCACUCGGCGCAAUUUUCAAUGAGGUCAAAGAUCGUGUGAGCGCUUUUCUGGAAGAAACUGGAGGUCUAGAAGAU